GUCUUGAGCAAGCUAAGUGAUGAUCAAGGUAACAUAUAUUCGCUAAAUUCUAGAGUACAAACUCAACCAAAUCUAUCCGUAAUCAUCCUGCAACAUACGGCUACAACCCUUUUCUAGGACAUCAUGCAGAGUUUCGAGGCCUUUCUUGACAAUGCAACAGCCAAAGCAUCCAACAUCAUCCCUGGUGCUGCGAUGGCGGUUGUGGAUCAGCACGGUAACUACGUCUACAAGAAAGUUUCAGGAACCAACGGCGUCUUUGACGACGCGUCUCCUCUCGAGUUCGAUCAGACGUACUUCAUCGCAUCUUGCACAAAACUUAUAGCUUCUAUCGCAGCGCUGCAACUGGUGGAAGAAGGACUCGUCACCCUGGAUGAGUCCUUGGAUCGCCAUCUUCCGGAACUUGCAUCCCAGCCCAUCGUUACGCAGACGCAGGAUGGACAGCUCAAAUACGACCAAGCCACGACCGUGAUUACCUUGCGCGAUCUUGUUACGCACUCGAGCGGCGCGACUUACGACUGGCUUGAUCCUACCUUGUGGGCAUGGCGCGCUUCCCGGGGAGAAGUUCCAGCUGUAGUCUUCGAUGGCGACGUUGCAAAAGGCCUGACCUAUCCUCGAAGAUACGAAUCGGGUACAAGCUGGAACUACAGCGGCGGACUUGACUGGACCAGCUUACUCAUUGAGCGACUUACUAGUACAAGCUUUGAGGAGUACGUCGAAACCAAUAUAGCGAAGCCUCUUGGUGUCGAGUCAUUUACCUGGCAUUUAUCGCGCAAGCCACACGUCGCAGAAAAGCUCAUGCGCAUGUCCACACGUAAGGAAGAUGGCGCAUUGACAGAUGGACCUAACCCAUUCUCGCCUGAGCCAGUGAAGGAGGCCGGUGGCCUGGGCCUGUACGCCAAUGCACAUGACUUCACGAGAGUGCUGGCGGAUCUGUUAAAAGACUCUCCUGUACUUCUGAAGAGGGCUUCAGUCGAUCAGAUGUUCACCCCACAAUUCUCCCCGGGUAGCUCAGCUCUCCGAGAUCUACGGGCUAUGGGCGAAUUUGCUUACAAGUGUGCACUUGACGAUAGCAUGGAGGGCGUUGUCACGAACCAUGGGCUUGGUGGGCUGUUGAUUGAGGAGGACGUACAAAGAGAGAACUAUUUUCGACCUGCAGGUACAUUGUCGUGGUCUGGAUUGCCAAAUUUGUCUUGGGGUAUCAACCGUGAGCGUGGACUGGCAACUUUCUUUGCUACGCAAGUCUCACCCUGGGCGGACCGUAAGACUUGGGAUGUCAUCGCCAGAUUCGAGACAGCAGUCUGGAGGAAUCUU
Messenger RNA from Macroventuria anomochaeta, 1311 nucleotides. RefSeq names its product beta-lactamase/transpeptidase-like protein. The transcript has 2 exons. The record is from RefSeq and is a predicted model, not a curated record. The annotation marks the transcript as partial. NCBI's taxonomy places the organism in Eukaryota, Fungi, Ascomycota, Dothideomycetes, Pleosporales, Didymellaceae.